Messenger RNA from Punica granatum (pomegranate), 988 nucleotides. The record is from RefSeq and is a predicted model, not a curated record. NCBI's taxonomy places the organism in Eukaryota, Viridiplantae, Streptophyta, Magnoliopsida, Myrtales, Lythraceae.
CCCAUCUCUUUAUGAACUAUUCACAGGCCAAUAAUAAAAAUAAUAAGCACCAGAACAGGAGCAGAGAAGACGCCAAAGCCAACACCAACACUGCGUCUCCUCCUCCUUUCUUCUUCGAGUCGCGAGGCGAGCGAGAGAGGGGUUAGUGCUGGUCAGAGAAAGUUGCAAGCAUGGGGCUAUCAUUCACGAAGCUGUUCAGCCGACUUUUUGCCAAGAGGGAGAUGCGGAUUCUGAUGGUUGGUCUUGACGCUGCUGGUAAGACCACCAUCCUCUACAAGCUCAAGCUCGGUGAGAUCGUUACCACUAUCCCUACCAUCGGAUUUAAUGUGGAAACUGUGGAAUACAAGAACAUCAGUUUUACCGUUUGGGAUGUUGGUGGCCAAGACAAGAUCCGUCCAUUGUGGAGGCACUAUUUCCAAAACACUCAGGGGCUAAUUUUCGUUGUGGACAGCAAUGAUAGGGAUCGAAUUGUUGAGGCAAGGGAUGAGCUGCAUAGGAUGUUGAAUGAGGAUGAACUGCGUGAUGCGGUUUUGCUCGUCUUUGCCAACAAGCAAGAUCUUCCGAAUGCGAUGAAUGCAGCAGAAAUAACUGAUAAGCUCGGUCUUCAUUCACUCCGUCAGCGUCACUGGUACAUCCAGAGCACCUGCGCAACAUCCGGAGAAGGCCUUUACGAGGGUCUGGACUGGCUCUCCAACAAUAUCGCAAGCAAGGCUUGAUGAUAUCACAAAGAUUCUGGUUCUGGGUGGUAAAGCUUGGGGCUGUGGAUCUUGUAAAAGUUUGGCCUUUUAUUUUCACUUUUUUCCUUUUCAACUUUACUGAAAGAAUGAAUGAUGUAAUAUGUAGGGAGAAGAUAAUUCUGAUAUUGUAACUGCACGAUCGUUUGCUAGGAUUUACUUACUGUGGUUGGUGUGUAAUCGCUCGGCUAGCCGGUAUUGUAAACGGUAACCUUUACCCCUUAGACAGUCAAAAUUUUCCUUAAUUCGUGUUC